Moneuplotes crassus is the source of this 737-nucleotide messenger RNA. Lineage: Eukaryota; Ciliophora; Spirotrichea; Euplotida; Euplotidae. The record is from the annotation of a GenBank genome assembly.
UAAAAAUGUCCAAGUAUGACAAGCAGCAGAAGAUGAUUCAAGUAUUUAAUAAGGCCACCGAUAAUAAAGAUUCUAAGAAGGCUAUGGAAUUCUUAGUCGGUUCAAAAUGGAAUGUCAAGAAAGCUAUUGAAUGAUAUCACCUCUAUUUAAGAGUUGGUCAAAGAGACAAGGAAGGAUCGAUUCUGUUUCAUCGCCAUAGUGAGCCUAUAAACUUUGGAAAAACUUUCACUGGUAAAGUCAAAGAGCCAAAAGUACAAGAGAUUCCAAUAAGAAGACCGAACUCUUUUAAAAGUCUGUCACUCGAUAACUCAAAGAAGUCCGAGCUUGAGUCUAAGAUUAUGAAUGGGCUUGAUACUUUCGUUGAAGACAAAAAGUUCAUCGAAGAGGAUUUCAUGAUCCCUCAAGAUGAUGAUGAUUUCGAAGAAAAUUUAAAUAAGCCAAAAUUUAAAAAGGUGGAGUCAAGCGAGGUUGAUGAUACUGAUGAAUGAGGAGGAGCCCAGGCCCCUAUAGUGAGCUACAAAAGUUUAUUGCAUAAUACCCUGACAGAGACGAAUUCAAAAGAAGAAACCAACAAGGGAGAGCUCUCUCCUGAAUAUCUAUUUAAAAAUAUAUUUGGAAAAGAUGAAGAGGAUGAUGAUGAAGAAUCAAAUCGGGUCACUGCUUUCUUUGGAGAAGUAAACCAAGAUAAGCAGGCUUAGAAGUUGUAAUGAGGUGAAGGACUGAAUUAAAGCAUAUUA